This is a messenger RNA of Glycine soja, 1526 nucleotides long. RefSeq names its product beta-fructofuranosidase, insoluble isoenzyme CWINV1-like. The transcript has 4 exons. The record is from RefSeq and is a predicted model, not a curated record. Gene Ontology annotation, biological process: carbohydrate metabolic process. NCBI's taxonomy places the organism in Eukaryota, Viridiplantae, Streptophyta, Magnoliopsida, Fabales, Fabaceae. The annotation marks the transcript as partial. Gene Ontology annotation, molecular function: hydrolase activity, hydrolyzing O-glycosyl compounds.
UUGUAUAUAUCUUUUCAUGUCAUUUACCAUGCUUGUCAAGAUUCUAAUAAGAGAAAAAAGGAUGGCUCAAUAUCGUGCUCUCUAAGGAAGAACAGAAGAUCUUCUAUUGCUGGUGAGGAGGAUAAAGGUGGUAAAACCUCAAGGCAGCUGAGAAAACAAGCAGCUCGUAAACCUGCAAACAGUUCAUUCAAUGAGGAUGUUGAAGAUUUGGAAGGAACUAACCUGAACUUAUUAUUGGACCAUGGAAUGUUUUAUGCUUCCAACUCAUUUUUUGACUAUGCCAAGAACAGAAGGAUAUUAUGGGGAUGGUCAAAGGAGUGUGAAACCACACAAGAUGAUUAUGAGAAAGGAUGGGCUGGUCUACAGAGUAUUCCAAGGCAAGUUUGGCUUCAUAAAAGUGGGAAGUGGUUGAUGCAGUGGCCAAUUGAAGAGGUAGAAAAACUACAUGACAAACAAGUUAGCAUAAUGGGAGAGAAACUGGUUAGUGAAUCAACUAUUGAAGUCUCUGGUAUCCCUGCAUCACAAGUCGAUGUAGAAGUGUGGUUUGAGCUACCUGAACUAGAGAAUAUGGAGUGGCUAAAUGAAAGUGAAGUUGAUCCCCACUUGCUGUGUAGUGAAGAGUAUGCAUCAAGAAGUGGCAUAAUAGGUAUGUGGCCGCUGGUUGAUCUCUUGCAUUGGAUACAACUAUUGGUAUGUGGCCGCUGGUUGAUCAUUGGUGCCAGUUCUUGCAGGCUCGGCAUAACAAAGCAAUAUCUAGGGACACAUGGUCUCAGCUUUUGGAGUUUGCAAAGGUAAAAUAAUAAACUAUUAAUCCUUACCGUAAACAUAGUCAAUGGUGCCCUCAUAAUGUGAAUGAACACUUCCUGUCUUCAUAGGGAUUUAUUGUUGCAUGAAUAUAUCUAUAUCUAUGCUUGAUGUCUGGCUAUCUGUCUUUUAUUCUGUUUGUCUCAUUUUGUCUGCGUAUGAUCAUCUUGCACUUGGUGGCUAGUUAUAGUAUCCAAGCAACUUUCAUUUUAAAUCAUUAAGGUCUUCUUUCUAUCUUGACUGAUGGGGGAUCUGAAGACCGAAAAGGAUUAAGCGAUGAAGCCAUGGAGUGGAAUCAGAUCCAAGAAAAGGAUUAAGGUUUUCUUAUUUUUACUUUAUUAAUAUUGUUUUAUUUGCAGGUGAAAAGCUGCUUAAGACCAACUGUAAGAUAUAUGUGUCCUCAAUGGAGUUGGGAUUUUUUCUGCAUAAAUCAUUUAUUUAUGUUAUGCAGGCCCUUUCUAUACAUAGUUGAAUUUAUAGUUUAAUUUGGUUGGUUGAGAAUGUGGAAGUCUAUUUUUGGUUGCUUUUGCAGGGGAAUGAAAAUGUCUUUGUUGGUGAAGGGUAGGUGAGAGAAAUGAAAGGUGUGUUGGGUUGAAUAGGUAUGGGAUCAAUGAGCAACAACAACGCACGAAAGGUGGUGUGUGUGACGGGUGCUUCUAUAUUAACCUUUUCUAUUAUUAGAAAUUUUCUUUUUUCUAUUAUUUUAUUAUAUUUUUAUUUUU